Ipomoea nil (Japanese morning glory) is the source of this 832-nucleotide messenger RNA. Its product is annotated as 60S ribosomal protein L17-2-like. The record is from RefSeq and is a predicted model, not a curated record. Lineage: Eukaryota; Viridiplantae; Streptophyta; Magnoliopsida; Solanales; Convolvulaceae. Gene Ontology annotation, biological process: cytoplasmic translation. The transcript has 7 exons. The coding region runs from base 102 to 626 and encodes 174 amino acids. Gene Ontology annotation, molecular function: structural constituent of ribosome. Gene Ontology annotation, cellular component: cytosolic large ribosomal subunit; ribosome.
CAGCCUGACUACAAAACCCUUGUGCAAUAUUCUGCGCUCAAUCCCUUUGGCAGAGAGAACAGCGGACCUAAGCACUUCCUGGAAGAGGAUCAUCAAUCGCCAUGGUGAAGUACUCAAGAGAGCCCGACAAUCCCACAAAAUCCUGCAAAGCCAGGGGUUCUGAUCUUAGAGUUCAUUUUAAGAACACAAGGGAAACAGCGCAUGCUAUCAGGAAGCUGCCUUUAACAAAGGCUAAAAGGUACUUGGAGGAUGUUUUGGUCCACAAGCAAGCCAUUCCCUUCACUCGCUUCUGCAGAGGUGUUGGAAGAACUGCUCAGGCAAAGAACAGGCAUCCAAAUGGACAAGGACGUUGGCCUGUGAAAUCAGCUAGGUUUAUUCUGGAUUUGCUCAAGAAUGCUGAGAGCAAUGCCGAAGUUAAAGGCUUGGAUGUGGAUUCACUUUUCAUAUCCCACAUUCAGGUAAACCAAGCUCAGAAGCAACGACGCCGCACAUACCGUGCUCAUGGAAGAAUUAACCCCUAUAUGUCAUCCCCCUGCCAUAUCGAGUUAACUUUGUCUGAAAAAGAAGAGCCUGUCAAGAAGGAGCCUGAAUCACAAUUGGCAACCAGCAAGGCUAGGAAGGCUUAAGGCAUCUGUGCUUUUUUCACCAGUGAUUUACAAACCUUCAAGAAUUGAACGAUUCUGAUACUUUCUUUUGCUUCCUUGUGUUUGGACACUAGUUUAUUUGCAGUAUGAACAAGUUUUGUUUUAGGAGAUAUAUUUCCUUUCCUGUAUUGUUUGAUACUCUCUGAGCUUUCCCUUUUUGAUAGUAUUUUUGGGGUCAUUAUGCUGUU